Messenger RNA from Parascedosporium putredinis, 834 nucleotides. The record is from the annotation of a GenBank genome assembly. NCBI's taxonomy places the organism in Eukaryota, Fungi, Ascomycota, Sordariomycetes, Microascales, Microascaceae.
AUGAGCGCGCAAGAAUCGCGCGACGAUGGUCGCGGAAAGCUGUACAAGCGGAACCUAGACUUCACGCUCAAGGAGUUGCAGAAUCAGGUGCGCGAGCAUGAGGAGCAACUAGAAAAGCUCCGAGCAGAAACCAAGCCCCGACCAGAGAUCAUCGGGUCCCCGGCGGCCACCAUGGGCACCAUGAAGCAGGCCUUUGACGAACUCGCGCAGUCGGACCCGUUCCUCCCGUUUCCCGAUUCACGCGAGCUGGACAAGAGCCGCGCGGACUUGGAAGAUCAGGAGGCGCUCGAGGCGGCGCUCGAGAAGAGGCUCGAGACGCUGCGAAGCGAGGAUGUCCACGGCACGACAGUAGCGCCAGAGGACAUCGCGAGGCAGCGACUCGAGGAGCUGCGCAAGGAGAAGCAGUACUACAGCAAGGAGACGACGCGCCUGUUCAAGGCGUACAAAACGUUUGUGGAAGACAAGCUGGCGCCCCUGCUGGCAGCGGAGGAGCUAGGCGGGCCCGUGGCCCAAAAGGUCAAGCCGGCGCAAAACGAGGACAAGCGGCAGCGUCGGCUGGACGAGCUCUGGGGGACGGGCGGGGAGCAGCAGCGACAGGCUGGCUCGGGCGAGUGGGACGAAAAGGUCGCGGCCGGGAUGGAAAUGAAGAGGCUCACGGAGGAUUUGCUCAACCAGCUCGUGGACGCCAAGGGCAACGCUGCGGCGUCGUACGUGAUUUUGGAAAAGGAGUCUUCGGCGGCGCGGUUCCUGGUGAGGGCCAAGGUUGCGCAGUUUCACCCCAAGGACGCUACGAGGUUACGGCUCAUUGACUUUGGCAAGGAGAUUGACGAUUGA